UUUCAAGAGGAGGAAGGAGCAGCUCUGUUUGUGUUUUUUCGGAGUCUUUGUGUUGCGAGGCUAGCCAGGACGCGCGUCAAGGGACGCAAACCCAGAGACACGCGCAGGACUUCGAGAUGGCUCAGUUAUAUGUGCUACAGCUUGACCGAGCGAUUAAAACGGGAGACGUAGCAUCUAUAGAGCACGUGCUAGACCAUGGAGCAUCUCCUGACGGCGACAUGAACGCAGGAAAGAAACCCAUACACUUUGCCGUGGAAACGGGAUUAGUACGGAUCACGGAGCUCCUGUGUGAGAGGGGUGCCAUCCUCAAUGUGGCGAAUCCUGAAGAACACGGGAGAAGUCCACUGCACAUGGCUGUCAUAAGAGGUUAUAAUGAUGUCGUGAAAUACUUGCUCGAAAGGAGCGCCGACCCCAAUCUUGUAGACGGCGCAGGGGAAACGCCACUGAUCACUGCAAUACAAAAAGGAGAAUUCUCUUCUGUUGCUCUCCUGUUGAAAUACGGAGCUGAUGUUCAUAUAAGAGACGCAAACCACAACACCGCGCUUCUUAUUGCGUUGGAAAAAAAUCACGCAGAAAUCGUCCAAAUGCUGUUAAGUGAGGGAGCUAAAGUCUUCAAUAGAAAUCUGUCAGGCGACAGUACGAUUCACGUGGCUGCAAGAAAAUGUUCAUCGUGGGUCCUUGAGAUGCUGAGAGAGAAGGGAUGUAAUUUAGACAAAUGCAACAGAGAUGGCUCGUUCCCGCUGCAUCUGGCUGCGGAGUCUGGCAACCUGGAUGCAGUCCAGUGGCUCCUGCACCAGGGCGCGAAAUCUGACGAGUUGGACGCCAGCGGGAGGACGCCAGCGGGCAGAGCGGCAGACGCGAGGCAGAAACGCGUUGUGGAUUGGUUUAAUGAUCAUAAGGGAAUUAAAGAACUGACUAACAGUGCAAACCAAAGGGCUGAAAUCAGAGCAAACGCUGAGCGGGGACGGCAAGCUCACCUAAACAGCAACAUCGAUUUCGACGACUGGACCUCAGCGACAAGCUCAUCCAGCGGUCAGACACAAGACGGCCAGCGACCCGGCAACGAAGGCGGUCGAGUGGUGAACAGCUCCCUAGGUCUGCCUAAGGUCCAUGGGAAAAGCAGUGCCGACCAGAGAGAGGCUGAAAGAAAGCUCGCACCGAUUCUUGAAGCGUCUCGAAAAGGGGACGCGGAGACAGUGAAACGCCUGCUGCAGAAUAAGGCUGACCUGGAAGUGGCCGACCAAGAAGGGCGCCGCCCCCUGCACCUCGCGGCCCUGGGAGGCCACGACCGCGUGGUGAAGGAGCUCCUCCGAGGAGGCGCGACCGUCAGUGCCAAGUCGCCCGAAGGUCUCUGCUGCGUCCAUUAUGCUGCACAGGGCGGGCAUAUUAGCACGCUGAUGCUUUUACUGGAAUCCCACUGCGACAUCCAUGCUCUGACGAAGGACGGGUCCACUGCUCUCCACUUGGCAGCUGCGCAUGGCCACUCGUCGGCCGUCGAGUGGCUGGUGGCACAGGCUGGCCUGAAGGUUGCUUCCGCCAACAAAAAACAAGAAACAGCACUUGGCUUGGCUAGAAAGGCGGGACAUAAAGCCACGGUUCAGUCUUUGCUCCAGGUCCAGAUAUCGGAUAUUCUAGUGGGUGGUGACGUCGGGACCCUGAGCCAGUUGGUGGAAGAAUUUGAUUUGGAUGACUUGUGUGCCAAAGAAAAUGAUAAAGGUUUCCGGUCUGUCCACUACGCUGCAUGUGGAGGAAAUGUUGAAGUGCUGAAGAUCCUUCAAAAUAAGAUGUAUGACAUGAACUCUGUGACGAAUCAGGGAUGUUCAGCUUUGCACUAUGCUGUCAAGUACUCUCACCUGGCGGCUGUCAAGUGGCUAGUCAAAAAGGCUGGCCUGGAUGCUACUCUUCUUCCCUGCAGAGGUGGUGCCUCCGCCCUGACGUUGGCCAGACGAAAAGGGCAUGAAGAGAUAGUAACAUAUCUUGAAAAGGUGACUACAGUGAAAUCCCUGGAGUCUGGCGAUCUCGAGGCCCUUAGAGACCUGGUACACGAGGGUGUCAACGUUGAUGCUGUGUGCGAGGGGAAAUUUGGUAUUCCCGUUGCCCACUUCGCUGCUAAGCUGGGGCAUCUCGCGUUACUGAAGAACCUCCAAGAGCUCAAGUAUGACGUGAAAGCAGUAGGGGACGCGGGUUUAACAGCCCUCCACUUCGCAGCAAAUUAUGGUCAACUAGAAGCUGUGAAGUGGCUGGUGGAAGAGGCUGGGCUGGAUGUUUCCCUUCGGAACAGAGAAGGUCUCACUGCCUUGAGCUACGCAGAGAAAUGCAGUUAUGAAGAAAUAGUGGCCUACUUGAGACAAAUUGCCAAAGGCGAAGGAGUGGGAGGAGGAGGAAGAGGUGCAGAAGGAAAAGCAGAAUCAGCAACAGUAGAAGGAACUUCUAUGGAACUGCGUUCGUCGAAACCACUUAAGCUCCUGAAGAUGGCGCAGAGAGGGGACGCGGAGGGUGUGCGUAGACUAGUAGAAGAUGGCGUGAACUUAGAAGCAGAGAGCUCAUUGCCGGACCAGAAAGGGCUUCGUGCGCUGCACUUGGCCUCUAUUGCAGGCCACGCCCGUGCAGUCCAAGAGCUCGUUAGAGGCGGCGCUGAGGUCAAUGCAAGAUCAGCAGAAGGGAUUUCUGCCAUCCACUACGCCGCCGCAGGAGGCCACAGCGAGAUUAUAGGGAUUCUAAAGGCGGCAGAGUGCGACCUGAAUGCAGUGACGAGCGCCGGCGACUCCGCCCUCCACUUGGCAGUGCACAGCAGUAACCUACUGACCGUGAAAAGCCUCGUAAAAAGCGGAGUGGACAUAGUUCGGGGCAACAGGAAAGGCCUCACCCCCUUGGAUAUCGCGGUGAAAGUUCAGAAAGCAGACAUAGCAAAUUACUUGGUGGAGGUCUGUGUGGAGAGAGCGCUGGCAUCUGAGGACACGGGAAGCCUCGUCCAGUUGCUCCAGCAGGGAGCUGAGCUCGAUCAUCUGAUCGUGCAGCGGAGCAAGGAAGGCAUGCGAGCGGUUCACUACGCUGCCAGACACGGCUCCUUGGAGAUGCUGAAGUUGCUGAAGGAAAGGAACACUGACAUGACGUCAACCUCCGUCACGGGACACACGGCCCUCCACUGGGCCGCUCGGGGCGGCCAUCUUGGCGCCGCCCGGUGGCUGGUGUCCCACGGGGGACUCGACGCCACCUGCCGGAGCAAGGACGGCGCCACGGCCUUGGACGUGGCGUUGGGGCUGAGAAACGCGGAGGUGGCCGGUUUCUUGAAAGAGAUUACCCGUGUUGGUGGUCUCGGAAAGCACGGCACUGCGGACAAACCCCAUGAGAAUGUGGUGAUUUUGACGGGGGUAAACAAGCAGCACAGCAAAAGCAGGAGGGGGGGAGGACAGCGGAGAAAGGGAGUAGGGCCAAAAGCAGGAAAGGGAGUAGCAAGAUCCAUAGGUCAAGACUUGGAUAAAGAAAAAGGCAAAGCGGUCCCUCACGUUUGUAAGAGUAUCCGGUGGGCCGAGGAAGUGCCGUCCCGCGACCGCCUUGCUGACAGCCUCCUCCCUCCUUCCUGCAGGCGACCCGCGGAGCAGGGGACGCAGGGGCCGCCCCCGGGAGUGCUGCUGCUCAGCCGCGAAGGGCCGCUCAGGAGCCCGGCCGGGGACGAGGAACACAGGACUCUUCCUGACUCUGAGGUCUUGCCAACAGCUCCUGAAGGCGGCGAGCGACGGGGACCUCGAGGGAGUGAAGAUCUGGCUGGACGAAGGAGCCGACGUAGAGGCGGCUAG
This is a messenger RNA of Penaeus monodon (black tiger shrimp), 3797 nucleotides long. Its product is annotated as ankyrin-3-like. NCBI's taxonomy places the organism in Eukaryota, Metazoa, Arthropoda, Malacostraca, Decapoda, Penaeidae. The coding region runs from base 117 to 3797 and encodes 1226 amino acids. The transcript is spliced from 25 exons. Gene Ontology annotation, molecular function: protein binding. The record is from RefSeq and is a predicted model, not a curated record.